Messenger RNA from Phycomyces blakesleeanus NRRL 1555(-), 1043 nucleotides. RefSeq lists its product as hypothetical. Lineage: Eukaryota; Fungi; Mucoromycota; Mucoromycetes; Mucorales; Phycomycetaceae. The record is from RefSeq and is a predicted model, not a curated record. The transcript has a single exon. The coding region runs from base 78 to 974 and encodes 298 amino acids.
CAGAUCCAACCUCUGCCAGCUUUGUAUACUGUUUGGAAUAAUAAUUUCUUCCUGCUGCUGUGCAUGUGUAAUUUUUUAUGCCUCUUAUCAUGACUCUCGCUUCAAUAAAGCAUUCGCCCCCUCCAAGCAUUUCGUCUCAGACGGCUAAUCACAGUCGCUGGCGUCGGGGACUUGCAAUGUUCACAAAAUGGUCCCAAAACUCACGCAACAAAAAGCGCUGGGAUAAUUCACCUACUGCCCUUGCUGCAGCCACCGAGAAAGUGUGUCAUAGACAUGCUAGUUCGACGAUCAAAUGCGAAGAUCUGACCGCAAAAGAAUUUGCCCAGCUGACGGGUAUCAAGAUUCGAACGACCGACGACACCAGCAGCAAUGCUAGCUAUAUCAACAUCAACGACGACGAAACAGAGAACGAGGAUGAAGAAGAGGCUUAUUAUGCCACCGCGCCCCUCACUACCGACCUUCCUAUCAACGCCUACCAGUUCUCUGUCCAGUCAGCCCGAUCAGCCCAAUCAUCCGAGUCGCGCGCAAAACAAAGUCUGUUGCGGAUCUGGGAUUCAGACUACUGGCACCACCAGUCUCACGCCAUCACUUUCCAUCCAGCAGCCACCAACUCACGCAUUCAUCCGACCAAGAGCAAAUCUGUGCCUGUCCAGCCGAUCCCAAUCCACUCCUCGGCCUGUUCUGAUCACACCGCACUUUCAUCAGUCGGCUCGACUUUCUCAGCCCACUCCAGCUCCGGUUCGACCGAAGCCACCAGCUACACAUCCCACGACACUCCCUUCCUUUCCCACAUCCGCCGCCAAUCCACAUUUGCACUCGAUCCCACAGCCAAGCCUCAACAACGAGCAACAAACGUCAUCAAAAAAGGCCGCUUCCAGAUCGUCCUUGGACACGACCAUGACGGCACAGACGAGCAGGUCAUCGCUCUUCCCGAACAGGUCGUCGAGUGGAAAAGAAAACGAAUCGAUGGAUAACUGACGUACCGUAAUCGAUCCAUGACUUUUAAAUCUGCCCUCUUCCCCUUUAUCACUCCAAAACAAGCC